AUGUAUCGGAAGUUGUCUAAGUUAGAACACUCGGAAAUAAAACAACUUCUUACAGAAGCUAAUAUAGAUGUUGCAAAGCAUUACGCAACAAACAAAAAAGCACUCGCUGACAUCCUCAAUGACUAUAAUGGUGCAAUAAGUUAUGAUAGAAUUCAUGAGUUCAUAAAGCCGCAACGCGGCGAGGACGAAGUCCAUGCAAGAGCAUUUCCUUUAAAUGACGUUGCUAUUGACUUAUAUCAUAGACGUUCAGUACCUCAUGAAGUAAGAAGAGAAAUGUAUGACAUAACAAAUGUGAACGUUGGUGAAACAAGAAGAAGAGACGACACACUGAAACAACAGAGAAGAGAGAUGUUUAAGAGCGCUAUAGAACAAGUUCGCAAAGCUAACGAUGUCCUUCGUUCCAUUGACGACAAACCAAAAGAAGGUGAGAGAUGGUUAAAGAAAGAUGAAGAGAAUAGGAAGAGGAAUGUUAAGACAGGCAAUAGACUCAUUGACUUUAACAUCGAAGCUUUAGAUGAACCAAACAGAGACUACUUACACAAACAUUUCGGUAAGGUUUUCAUGAGACUCUUAGAGAAGAUUAAAAUAAACUCCCAACAAAGAUGGAUGGUAUGGUAUAAACUUGGUGGAAAGUAUGA
Trichomonas vaginalis G3 is the source of this 638-nucleotide messenger RNA. Its product is annotated as organellar and viral DNA polymerase type B. The transcript has a single exon. NCBI's taxonomy places the organism in Eukaryota, Parabasalia, Trichomonadida, Trichomonadidae. The annotation marks the transcript as partial. The record is from RefSeq and is a predicted model, not a curated record.